Messenger RNA from Mobula hypostoma (lesser devil ray), 1431 nucleotides. RefSeq names its product 3-hydroxyanthranilate 3,4-dioxygenase-like. The transcript has 10 exons. The coding region runs from base 298 to 1059 and encodes 253 amino acids. Gene Ontology annotation, cellular component: cytoplasm. NCBI's taxonomy places the organism in Eukaryota, Metazoa, Chordata, Chondrichthyes, Myliobatiformes, Myliobatidae. Gene Ontology annotation, biological process: 'de novo' NAD+ biosynthetic process from L-tryptophan; quinolinate metabolic process. Gene Ontology annotation, molecular function: 3-hydroxyanthranilate 3,4-dioxygenase activity; iron ion binding. The record is from RefSeq and is a predicted model, not a curated record.
UUACUGCUCAGUGUAGUAGGCGUUCGGUUCCAGCGACAGUAAUACUGGGCGUCAACCACGUCCGUGCACUGGCCUGGCAACACAGUUCCGCUCCGGCCCGCUCGACAGCUUCAGGCCUCCGUUUGUAUCAGCGGAAGCAGGCCCUGCAGACCGGUUCAGCGAUAACGAGAGGGAAGCGGGGAUCGAGGGGGCGAGAGAGAGUUGAUAAUGGAGUCACAGAGCGGUAAUCUGGACUACAGGCAUAAAGUGUCAGUGUGCUGUGCGGGAAUUUAAAAGCACUUUGGUCAGCUGAAAGUCAUGUUUGUUGGAGGACCCAAUGAAAGGAAAGAUUAUCAUAUUGAAGAAGGAGAAGAGUUAUUUUACCAGUGGAAAGGUGACAUGUGCCUGAAGAUUCUAGAAAAAGGAAAGCAUAAAGAUGUACACAUUCGAGAAGGAGAGAUGUUCUUGUUGCCAGCACGAAUUCCCCAUUCUCCACAGCGUCAGGCAAACACGGUUGGGCUGGUUUUUGAAAGGACUAGACUGAAAACAGAACUGGAUGCCCUCAGAUAUUACGUAGAAAAUUCUACUGAGGUCCUGUUUGAGAAAUGGUUCUACUGUGACGAUCUGGGUACCCAGCUGGCACCGGUUAUAAGAGAAUUUUUCAACUCUGAAGAAUACAGAACUGGAAGGCCAAACCCAGACAAUUUACGGAAAGAACUUCCAUUUUGUAUAAAUAAUGUCAGUACUGUGAUGGAGCCCUUCUUGUUAAAGGACUGGAUCAGCACCCACCGUCAGGAUAUUAAAAUAAAGCAGGUUGUGGACCUGUUUGGUGACUACUUUGAAACUCAGACAGCGGUAUUUGGUUCUGGACAUAGUGAAGACAAGGGAACUGCAGACUCUUGGAUUUGGCAGUUGGAGGGUACAUCCGUGGUGGUAAUGGAUGGCAAAACUACCAACCUAACAGCAGGAGACAGCCUGCUCGUGCCAGUAAAGACUAAGUACACUUGGAAAAGGGCUGAAGGAACCGUUGCACUUCGUGUCAUUCAGGACCCAGCAAGGAAGAGACCCUAUAAUAAAUAAGGCAUCUUCAUCACAGAAUAACCUUUAUCUAGUUUACUUGAAUAAUUGGAAAUUAAUAUUUAAGAUUGCAAAUACAAAUUUUGGAUAGAUAAAUCCAUUAAUACCAAGGGUUUAAAAUUAUGAAAAGGAAGAGAAACAAUUACAUUAUUCUAUCAAUCAUGUUGUGAACAGAAUUAAAAAUAUUUCAAACAAAUUAGAUCUAACUCAGUUUGCAAUCAAAUAUCUUAAUUGCAAUUCGUUGCUUUGUUGUAAUACUGUAGUAUGUAAUUUGUUAUAGCUAAUUGCAUUGUAUGCAAACUAUGCAAGUAAACUUCUCUCAAUUGUAAAAUAAAAAUCACAAGGUCUGAAAAAUAAAACAACACUGCAACUAUG